UCUGUCUUCAGUGUAGUAAAGUGACUGACACUAUCCGAUUGACUGCCAACAAAAGUUUGUGUCCCUCACUGGGUUCUUCUGAUUGCAUUGACUGGCAAGGCCGAGUGAAGCGUGAAGCGUGAGGCGAGAAGCUUCCCCAUACCAGCGUUUGCGGAGACUUUUGAAGAUGACCACCUCCCUUUUGUAAACUCCAGUUCGGCAUCACGAGGUAUCACGCCGAAGGUGAAAUGGCAUCAACUUUGACGCCAAUUGCCACGCCAGCGCUUCUAGCAUCGAUACGUAGUCGGCCGCAUGUACCAAAACAUGCUUGGUACUUCGUUGCUGCCACGACAUUGGCUAUACUGAACCGACCAGAUGAAAUACCGCAGGUCUAUCAGCAUGUCAUGACACAUGGAGUCGGUCCUGAAGACAUCAAGCCGGACCCGGAUGAACAACGUGAGAUUUUAAGAAAGCUACGGGAGGCGCUCAUCAAAGCAUCCGCGGUUGGAGGUAUGCCCAAGACGAUCAAUUCAUUGAUGGAGCUCAAAAAGGUCACGCCUCAGCACCUUCUGGAUGAGCCGCGAGAGUCUAACAGCCAUAUGACUUCUUCGCCAACCGCACGACAUGUGGACGUGUAUGAGACACCUCCAUCCGAGGUUCUGCAGCGAGGUCAUGACUUCUGGAACCUCAUAUACGGCAAGAUAUCAAAACGCAUCUUGAGUCAGAUGGAUAGAUGUGGCACAGAGGACCUAGGCCUGACUGUCCGUCUGAUGUAUGGGCACAUUCUGAGCAAUACUAACGUGCUAUCGCCCGUGGAGACAUCAUAUGUCCUCAUUGCUGGACUCAUACCACAAGAUGUGAACCCUCAACUCAAGGGACACCUCCGAGGCGCCCUCAAUGGCGGUGCUUCUGUCGAGGAGGUGAGGGCCGUCAGAGGUAUCGUCAUGGACAUUUGCGAAGCUUCGGGCAUGAGGCAGCUUAGUGACGAUGGCUCGGGUGGGCUGGGAUGGCGAUCCGAGGUGGCUACUGUGUGAUCAUUCAAGUGUACGCCGACGUGUGAGUUUCCCACCAAGCAAUUGCAAAGACGCGCGAAAUGCGACGAACGAGGAACGAGUCACGCUGGCUCGGAAUGCGCAGGAUACCGUUAGACUGGCGGCAAUUUACCGAUGAGACUCAAGGCGAUAGACAACCUCGGCUCAGCUGUGGUAUUCAAACGUAUUACAACAUGGCUAAAGGAUGUCCUACUAA
Colletotrichum destructivum is the source of this 1227-nucleotide messenger RNA. RefSeq lists its product as uncharacterized. The transcript is spliced from 2 exons. Lineage: Eukaryota; Fungi; Ascomycota; Sordariomycetes; Glomerellales; Glomerellaceae. The coding region runs from base 228 to 1013 and encodes 261 amino acids. The record is from RefSeq and is a predicted model, not a curated record.